GGAACACAUUACUGCACACCGGCGACCCCCACAGCUGAUCAUCACCAGUCUCUCGACUCUUCUUUUGCAUAAAUGGUUAUAAGAGGUCACAAUGUCGUUUACUGUUGAUGGAACUGAUUCAGACCUCAAUAGUCCACAAAAAUUUACGUGUGAAAGGCACGCCAGCAAACUUUUAUGUGCAUUGAAUAGUAUUAGAAAGAAGAGUCAUUUCUGUGAUGGAUGUGUAUUCAUCGAUGGAAAAGAAAUACCUGUUCAAAAGGGAAUUUUGGCAGCGGCCAGUCAUUACUUUAGAUUGGUGUAUGAUAAAGCUUAUGAUUAUAGCAGUUCUGUUGAGGGAAAGCCAGCUUCUUCAAUGGCAGGUCAUGAUUCAGAAGUUGUGGAUUUGUCCCCUUUACAGAUCACAGUAGACACAUUUGAAAUAAUCUUAGAUUAUUUAUAUACAUCAGAAAUUGUGCUGGAUGAAGAAAACAUACAGAACAUUCUCCAGGCAGCUGAUCUUCUGUUAUUAACGGAUUUAAAACAGGCAUGUUGUGAAUAUCUUCUGAAAUGCAUAACAUCGCAAAAUUGUCUAGGUAUCUGGGAUUUUGCCUCAAGAUUCAACUGCUCUUGGGUACGUUUAAAAACCACCCAGUUUCUUGAGAACAACUUCAGAAAUAUUACCAAUUAUGGAGAGUUUCUACAACUUCCCCUUGACCUGCUGACCAGCCUUUUGUGUACCGACACACUCAAAGUUCAGACUGAGGGGGACAUCCUGGACAGCAUUAUACGAUGGGUGAAACACGACGAGGAGAACAGGAGGGGGCACCUCUCAGAUCUGAUCAAUAACUGUCUCAGGGUGCAGCUCCUCAGUGAAAGCACUCUCCAGGGGUUAGUCGAGAUGUAUCCAGAUAUACACAACUUUGGGAUCCAGGAAAUGAUUCAGAACAAGCUACAAUGUCAGAAUGGGGCUACAGACAAACCAAGGGGCGUAACCAAUGUAUUAGUGUGUGCUGGAGGAGACUCAAGAGUUAUUCAUAAUUUUGACAAAGAGAGUGGAGUGAGAAGGGAUGCUUACUGCUUUUCUGCCACGCCCACUGGAAACAGAUGGUUAGAGUUACCUCCCAUGAUGCAGAGUAGAAGUGCUCAUAGUGUAGUUGAAGCAGGAGGGUGUCUGUAUGCUGUUGGAGGUAAGGACACAGAGGACAGAAUACUGGGCACAGGUGAGAAGUUUGACCCCAAGGUCAACCAGUGGACUCCAAUCAGUCCAAUGAACCAUGCCAGGUUUGGUUUUGGUCUGGUUGCCAUUGAAGAUGACAUAUAUGCCAUUGGAGGCAGCAAUGAUAUCAGAGAACCCAGUACUUCUAUGGAAGCCUAUAACAUUUUUAGCCAUAAAUGGACACCUCUACCAGAAAUGAACCUGAGAAGGGUGUGGUCUGCCUAUGCAGUAGUGGACAAGAAGAUCUAUGUUAUAGCCGGUGGGAUGGUGGGGAAGUUGUACGAGUCAGUAGAAUGUUUUGACACGUGUACCAAUACCUGGUCAUCCGUCUGUCCAAUGAGAGAGAGGAGAUGUGAUGCCAGGGCCGUAGCUUGUAGGGGGAAUAUCUUUGUGUUUGGGGGUGUUAGGAGGUAUGAAUGUCCAAGUGCCAUGCAUGGAGGGAACAAUAUUAAGUUUUGUGGGACAGAAAUUUACAACACUGCUCAAGACAGCUGGCAGCAGGUCCCAAGACAACAGGAGUUUCUAUGCACAAUGAACGAUUCCUCACAAAUAUUUUCGGUGGUGAAAAAUGGAGACGAGAUUUGGGUCAUAGGGGACCUAGAGAUGGGUGGAAGGUUUGAAUGCAUCCGAGCUUUUAAUGUCUGUAGCAGGCUAUGGAGAACUGUGUCUGUGAAUGGUCCACCAAACUUACGGGGAUACCCGUGUUGUAUGUUACGCAUACCUAAACAUGUCUUUAAACAGUUACCUAAUUCUAAACCCCCAGUUCAGUGAUGGCAGAACUGUGUGGUAUAAAUGUAUAUAUACACUCCUCUUUUAAUGUACCCCAGCAUAUUAUGAUGAUAAUUUUUAUUUAAGCUGUUGGUACAAAUGUAUAAAUACCUAGUACACUCUUCUUGAUGUGUACCAGGAAGAUUAUAAUUUCUAUUUAUAAGAUACAGUAAAUGUAUACUGUGCAGCUUCUUGCAGCUUAAAUUCCUGUAUAAUCAUUUUUAUUUUUGAAUUUUAUUAUCCACAUAGGGAAAACAUUAUUGCAUACAUUUUUACAAAUGUAGGAAACGAAAAAAAAAGGGCAAUUUAUGAUGUUAAAAUUCUUUUAUUUAGACAAGAUUUUGUUCUUUUUGUGAAUUAUACAAAAAAAAUUGUAAAUUGGGUACAUUUUUAAUUUUAAGGAAAUACAUGUAACAUGUUUCAUUUCAUUUCUCCAAAAAAUAACACCUUAAAAAGUGCAUGUACAAAUAGAUUUUAUACAGUGAUACCAAGUACAGUUGAAUCUCAGUAUCCGAAUCACUGAUAUCUUGAAAACCUUGGAUAUGUCGAAGAGAUUUUGCAAUCUCCCAUGCAGAGUUAUCCUUCGUUACUCUCUCAGACACCUCUGCAAUGGGCUCACGUCAAUUUUUUUUACAUAACAUAGAAAACGUUAAAUUUGCAGGAUUGUUUCAAAUUAAAUUAAUAUCUAUUGCAAAAGUCAGACAUAAACAUAGAAAUAAAAUUAUAAUGAAUUAAAACAAACACACUUUUUCUUGUAUCUAUCACUGUGAUAUAUGCGAGCAAACGACAGAGGUGAAUGUAAUGAGCUGAUGGUAGAGAGUGGAGAUUUUGAAAUUAUAUUGAAGUAAAGCAUAUUCUCUGAAGAACAGUCAUAUUUAGGGAUCCUGGACUUGAAAAAUAUUACCAUUAAAUUUUGUUGGAGUAUAUUUGAGAUAUGAACGUAAUUUUUGAUAAUCAAAGAGAACACGAACUGUGGUGCUUGACAACAGCAUUUUUCAUGUAUAAUGACGGAGUGUUAGCCCAGGUAGUUCAUGUGCCUAAUGAAUUUUCAUAAAUUUUAUAAAAAUACCUUUCUUUUAUUUACAUUAAUCAUCCCACGACUUGCCACAAAUUAUGCCAUUCAUGCAACUAUCAUUUUUAUAAUAAAAAAGAAAAAAAAGGUUGUACUUUAGAUUUGAUGUUAAUAACAGAAUUAUGAUGUCCCUAUGGAAAUAUUCUUGAGAUUCAGAAAAUGAACUGUUUUCUAAUUCUCAAAGAAUCUUGGGAAAAAAUAUGACUGGAAAUGUAAACCUUUUUUUUUUUUUAAUUAUUUAUUUGUUAGUGCUUCAUAUUAAUUUAUUAUAGGUCAGAAUAAAAUACACAGAACUUCACUGUAUGUGCUUCUGUAGAAGAAUCAAUUGUAAUGAGCAAUGAACAAAAAUGAUUUAUAUCUGUGCAUUUACUAGUAUUGUUCCCAGCUGUGCUGGUAGAAAUUUAAUUUACAGUUUAUUUACCGUAUCAAUUUAUGCAAAAAGGUUAGUGCAUGUACAAUUGCUUUACCACAUAGUACUAUAUGUAGUAGGAAAUAAAGUGUACAAGAAAAGUAAAGUCAUUUGACUUCUUUAUAGAUCUUCUUUUUUUUUUUUGAAUAUG
Messenger RNA from Saccostrea cuccullata (small rock oyster), 3595 nucleotides. Its product is annotated as gigaxonin-like. The record is from RefSeq and is a predicted model, not a curated record. Gene Ontology annotation, molecular function: protein binding. Lineage: Eukaryota; Metazoa; Mollusca; Bivalvia; Ostreida; Ostreidae. The transcript has 5 exons. The coding region runs from base 92 to 1966 and encodes 624 amino acids.